Oppia nitens is the source of this 900-nucleotide messenger RNA. Its product is annotated as putative inorganic phosphate cotransporter. Bases 1 to 900 code for a protein of 299 amino acids. The record is from RefSeq and is a predicted model, not a curated record. Gene Ontology annotation, molecular function: transmembrane transporter activity. Gene Ontology annotation, biological process: transmembrane transport; monoatomic anion transport. The transcript has 4 exons. Lineage: Eukaryota; Metazoa; Arthropoda; Arachnida; Sarcoptiformes; Oppiidae.
AUGGUUGGACGACAUAACAGAUCCAAUAUUAUUACAAAUGAGUGUCUCAUUGCUGAAGAAGAAGUAAAUUCAAGCCGUCAUUCAUAUAGUGGCCAACAUUUCGGUGAAUUUGAUUGGACAGACACCCAACAAACAAUAAUAUUGACAGCCUUUUACUUUGGCUAUAUAUUAACUCAGAUACCGGCCGGCAUUCUGGUCGAUAGGACGGGUGCCAAAUGGAUACUCGGUCUAAGUCUGCUAAUAUCGGGUAUACUAUCCAUAAUAAUACCGAUUACCGUAACGACAAACAACAGUUCAAUAGUGCCGAUAGUAGUAUUACGUAUGGCACAGGGACUAGUACAGGGGUCUAUACUGCCCGCAUAUAAUGCAUUAAUAGCCAAAUGGAUGCCCAAAACUGAGAGAAGUCGUGCCGUUUCCCUAACAUUUGUUGGCUCAGCGUUGGGCGUAGUAACUACUCUACCAUUAACCGGUUAUCUUUGUAGUAGUAGUUUUAUGGGCGGUUGGCCCGCCAUUUACUAUAUGUUAGGUAUAUUUACUAGUAUUUGGUUUAUAUUUUGGUCGCUAUUUAUUUUUGAAUCGCCCGAUACUCAUCCGUAUAUAUCGCAAAAAGAGUACAACUAUAUUAAAACAGGACAGUCAUAUGAAACGAAAAAACAAAUUCCGUGGAAAUCAAUAUUGAAAUCAUAUCGUGUUUACGCUGUUAUGUUAACACAUUUUGGCUACAAUUGGGGUUAUUUUACUUUAUUAACACUAUUGCCCACAUAUUUUGCUAAUAUAUUACAUAUGAAUGUUAAAACUAAUGGAUUCAUAUCAAGCCUACCAUAUAUUACUAAUGUCAUAGUAUCCACACUGUGCUCAUAUAUAACAGACAAAUUAAGACAAAAAAAUGAUUGGGUCUAA